AUGAUAACUAAUAGAGAAAAUAGGAAAAAGAAUGACGGACUCCGACGGCCAGUCCCAGAGCCCGAAUAAUGUUUACCCAACUGUUGCGAUGUAUGGCCCAUGUACUGUAAGGAACCUGAAGAAAGGGGAGACCAAAUUAUGGUGUGCUUGUGGUCUAAGUAAGAAACAGCCCUGGUGUGAUGGGUCACACAAAGACACUGGAAUCAAGCCUUUAAAGUGGACAGUGAACAAGUCACAGAGUCUCUUUGCAAUCUGUGCCUGCAAGUACACCAAGGACCCACCCUUCUGUGAUGCUACCCACACAAACCUGCCAUGUGAAGUCCUAGCCAGACAGAAAAGUUGUACCUCUCUUCAUGUUGCUGACAAAAAACUAUGUACAGGCUGUGGAUGGGUGCCUGAUUUCUGACAUACAUUACUAACCAGAUCUCCUUACAGUGUCAUAACUAGAUUUAUAAAGUGCAGUAAAGGUGAAUUUGAGAGGAUGGUUACACAUGUAUCAUUAAAUAUUUGUUCAGACUGGCAGUGUGAGAGUCUGUCCUCUGACAUACUAUCAACAAAAUGAAUACUUACUGUGUGAGAGCAUGUCCUGAAACACCACCUCACCAUCAACAAACUGUGUGUGAAAGUCCAUCCACAGACAUACCAUCUCGUCCUUGCCAAUUUAGUCUGUCCCUGUUUAAGGAUAUCUCUAUAUAUCAGUAUUAGGUUUGGUGGAUGACAUGUUGUUUUUCAUUUAUUACAGCAGACAUCACUUUUCAUCAUGAAAGUGAAAGGUCUUUAUUGGGUAACAAAAUAUCUGCUAGAAUGGAUUUGUGUGUAAUGAUAUGUAUAUUUUAUUGAAUUGUUGUGUUUUGUUUUUAUGGUGAACUUGGAAUUUAACAGAUAUUAUAAACCUAUAUGUAGAGAGAUAUUAUAUCUAGUCUGGCAUUUAUGUGGCACCAACUGAUCUGAAGCAUGAUGAGUUUUGAUACUUUUUAUGAUUACAUCACUGUAAAUACACUGAAUUGUUGUUUAUCUACUGUACAAGCCUAGCAAAUACUGUUUUAUAUUUGUUUUGAUGAAAAUAUUUCAAAUGAAAUCAGUUGAUCAAA
Molecule: messenger RNA, 1091 nt
Organism: Ylistrum balloti
Lineage: Eukaryota; Metazoa; Mollusca; Bivalvia; Pectinida; Pectinidae
Product: CDGSH iron-sulfur domain-containing protein 3, mitochondrial-like
Exons: 3
Coding region: 32-406 (124 amino acids)
Cellular component (GO): intracellular membrane-bounded organelle
Molecular function (GO): 2 iron, 2 sulfur cluster binding
Source: RefSeq, a predicted model, not a curated record